Messenger RNA from Verticillium dahliae VdLs.17, 1075 nucleotides. Its product is annotated as phosphoribosylamine-glycine ligase. The record is from RefSeq and is a predicted model, not a curated record. Gene Ontology annotation, molecular function: ATP binding; phosphoribosylamine-glycine ligase activity; metal ion binding. Lineage: Eukaryota; Fungi; Ascomycota; Sordariomycetes; Glomerellales; Plectosphaerellaceae. The coding region runs from base 1 to 786 and encodes 261 amino acids. The transcript is spliced from 5 exons. Gene Ontology annotation, biological process: purine nucleobase biosynthetic process.
AUGCGAGUGCUUCUCAUCGGAAAGGGGGGCCGCGAGCACGCUCUGGCGUGGAAGCUCUGCCAAACGGCCCAGCGCGUUUUCAUCGUUCCCGGCAAUGGGGGCACGGCUGCUUCGGCGCCCAACGUUUCCAACGUGGAACGUGCCGACAUGCACGACUUCGAGAGCCUCGUGGCCUUGGCCCGGACGUUGGCGGUUGAUCUCGUCCUGCCUGGUCCUGACGACGUUGUCGUCGAGGGCAUUGCUGACGUUUUCGAACAGGACUUUAUUAGACGUUACGGUAUCCCCACGGCAGAGUACCGCAACUUUGACACCUAUGAGCACGCAAGAGACUAUCUUUCUUCUGUCAACCACCGCGUCGUGAUCAAGGUGUCCGGUCUUGCUGCCGGGAAAGGCGUCGUUCUCCCCGAGACGCAGGAAGAAGCCCAGCGAGAGCUCCACGAGAUGAUGGUCGACAAGAAGUUUGGGCAUCAGGAAGUCGUCAUCGAGGAGUUCCUGUCGGGUGACGAGAUAAGCAUCCUCGCAUUCUGUGACGGCCACACUUUCAGAUCGUUGCCACCGGUCCGGGACCACAAACGGAUAUUCGCUGGUUCGAAGGGUCCGAUUACCAGGGGCAUGGGGAUGGAGAAGGACCUUGUCGUCCCUACCCUUCAAGGCCUGCAAUCUGACGGUAUGUCGGAGCACUUUGUUGUAUCCUGCGCUCUGCUUCUGCAGGGACUGAUUGAUGGCCGUUCAACCGGGACAUGUCUUUCGCGGGAUUGUCUUCACAGGUGUCAUGAUCACACCUAGAGGGCCAAAGGCUCCCGAGUACAAUGUUCGAUCCGGCGGUCCGGAGUUACAAUCCUUAAUUCCGCUUUGCACGAAUGGAAGCCUCUCUAGCCAGGUCCUGGGCAUUCGGCAGGGGUACGUCUGGAAUGUGGUUAUAGCUUCUGAGGGUUAUCCCGGCGAGCACAGGCAAGGUGAUAGAAUCGACAUCGCUGCCGGUCCUGAGGAUGUCCAAAUCUUCCAUGCUGGGAUGGUUCGACUUGGCGAUGAGCUUCGAACAGCUGGCGGCCGCGUCUUGGCCGUGGCGCGGUAA